Messenger RNA from Botrytis fragariae, 804 nucleotides. Its product is annotated as putative aromatic ring-opening dioxygenase family protein. The record is from RefSeq and is a predicted model, not a curated record. The coding region runs from base 1 to 804 and encodes 267 amino acids. Gene Ontology annotation, molecular function: zinc ion binding; oxidoreductase activity, acting on single donors with incorporation of molecular oxygen; ferrous iron binding. Lineage: Eukaryota; Fungi; Ascomycota; Leotiomycetes; Helotiales; Sclerotiniaceae. The transcript is spliced from 3 exons.
AUGGCGCUGGUGACGAAUUUGACUCCUGUUCAUUUCUUCUCACAUGGCUCCACAAUGAUGCUUGGGGAAGAAUCCGACAGUGCAACAUACUGGAAAAAAUGCGGCGACGAAGCUCUAUCAAAUGGAAUAAAACACGUGGUAAUGAUGGGAGCACACUGGGCAACUCUCGGCAACGAAAUUGAAGUUGCCUCGAAUCCCACACCCGGAAAGUCUCCAGUAGCCUACGUGCACCCUUCAAAAUACGUACCAUACAAACUAAACCCUGACAUUCCCAUGGCAACUCGCUGUGUUGAGCUUUUGCAGAAGAAUGGGUUCAAAGCAAAAUUCAAUGAUAAGUUUGAUUGGAUCCAUGAUACCUACUUAAUCCUCAUUCGAAUGUUCCCGGAUGGGUGCCCGCCAACGACUAUCAUCUCUAUGAACGCACGAUAUGAUGCUCAUUAUCAUACUAAGGUAGGAAGUGCGCUACGACCGUUAAGAAGAGAGGAUGUGCUCUUUAUUGGGACGGGAGGUGCGGUACAUAAUUUGUAUCGGAAUAAUUGGUUGCAGAUGUUAAUACAACUUCGCCAUGGAAUCCCCCCAGACGCUGCAAUGCUCGAAUUCCGCCAAGAAUUUGAAGAUGCAAUGACCAAGAACUCCGGACCAGAAUUGCGAAGAGCAGUGACAAUGUUAAUGAAAUUACCCAAAUAUCGUGAUGCGCAUGGCACAGAUGAUCAUUUUAUGGCUGCAAUGUUUGUGGCAGGGCUUUGUGGAGAUUUUGAGGAUCGGGGUACUGCUGCUGUGAUGGGGCAGAGGAUUGGGAGCUGA